Messenger RNA from Lentinula edodes (shiitake mushroom), 3058 nucleotides. RefSeq lists its product as uncharacterized. The record is from RefSeq and is a predicted model, not a curated record. Lineage: Eukaryota; Fungi; Basidiomycota; Agaricomycetes; Agaricales; Omphalotaceae. Bases 353 to 2920 code for a protein of 855 amino acids. The transcript has 4 exons.
UCCUUUUUAUCGCCUCCGUUUGCAGCGAUUCGCCGUUCUAUUAAAACUUCAUUAUGCAAUGCAUCGGAAAUUUACACGUGUGGAACGUAUGCCCUUACCCCUUCCCAAAACUUUACGCAGGUGUUCUCGAGGCUAGGCGUGAGGCCAAAUUUUGUCAUUGAAAAAGGCCCGCCGAUAUUACGACCUUCCUUUUUUCCACCCCCAGCUUCUGUAAAGCUUCCCCUCUCUUUUCUUGCUCGUCUAAAGCUGAACAAAUAACCGUUCCCUAAUCCUCACGCUUCCGCGUAUACUUCAACUUUCUUUGGCCACCACCUCCGUUGACCACUAACCAGAGAGAGAGAGAUAAUCAGAGAUGUACCAACAAUCCAAUCUCUCCUUCAGUUCAAUAACUAGCGAUGAACGUCGAUGGCUUGAUGCCGUCACGAUUCUCCAAGAUUCCAAUACAACAGAACUUGCAAACACGAAUCCCAUUCUUUCAAAUUACACCACAUCUCAUUCAUCCUCGAGCCGCAGCUCUACCACUAUUACAACAUCUACUUCCACAUUCCCCCGCCACAAGAAUAACAAACGUCAUCACUACCAACGUUCUACAAAGUCUAGCAGCGCAAAAGUCGUUAACCGCAUGUCAGGUUCCUUCACCAGGCGGCAUUCGCGUUCUAACCUUAGUUCUAUCCUGGCCCCUUCGGUAUCAUCUAUAUGUUCCUCUCCGCAAGCAACCUCACUCGAGAGUCCUCCGCUUACCAUGAGCUCCUCCCUUCCACCUCAUCGUCUUAACAAACGCACAGCCUCUUAUUCGUCUACUCACAACGGCUCUCCGGGUUCCGAAUGGAUAUAUCGUCGUCCCAAAUCACCAUCUGCUUCUUCCCCUCCGCGUCCUUCCGCUAUCAAAUAUGCUCGCCGUACCGUGUCUGAUUCUACUGCAAGUGCCAGCACCCCCUCCCCUGCCUCAACCGCAGAAAGCAGUCGAUGCGUCACGCCUACUUCGACCACGUACCGAUCCGGUCUAGCAGCCAGCUAUUUCCCAGAUGUUUCCACUAGUUGUCUGAACGCUAGCUCGUCGAACCUUCCAGCACAUCUCAUCAACGGCAACCGAGAUACCAAUGUCAACAACGGCAGUGGUAGUAGUAUUGGAAGUAUCGGGAGUAUCGGAGUCAUGAUCCCUUCGUCUUUAGGUUUAAACUCUUCCGCGUCCAGUCUCACUCGCCAACCAUCGUCAAGGAGGUCGAAAGCUUCUUCGACAAGUGGUAAGACGGGUGCUUUCUGGAAUUCAAUACUUCACCCACGGUCUGGACCUAAUUCAGUCUCUGAGAAUGCGUCGACCCCAAAUUCUCCUCCAGGUUCUAGAAUAGCCCGUUUAUCGUUGGGUAGAGCGAAGAACAAACAAGAACAGCAACCGCCGCCGUCAAGUCCUCUUGCCGUUCAUACCGCCACUGCUAUUCCCUCGAUCUGGUCGGGAGCCAUUUUAGAGAGCGCAAAUGGAACGAGUCCUAAACGGCGAAAAGCGCGAGGAAGCUUGAAAGAGUUGGGUAUCUCCCGUAUCCCAGUGUCCAGUCGCAUUACGGGCAAUAGAUCUCCCACCUCACCUACGUUCUCGUCGCCACCAAUAUACAAUACUCCUGUGAAGAGAAGAACGAGCCAUGGUCGUUCUGGAUCAUUUUCCUCUACAACAUCUUCCUCCACUUCUUCUGCCGCAUUCUCGAACUCGGUCUCCUCAAUUUCAUCGUCGACGCCCUCUUCGCCGUUGACACCUUCAACACCCGUAUCGCCUACUUUUGGCGGGUUCGCCAAAACAAAGAAAUUCCAGCCCAAAUUCGAACCACACCAUCGAGCUAUCGUCGAAGUUGUUGAAGAUGACGAUUCAUCUCACAUGGAUGUUCAAAGGCGGAAAUCACCCUCUCCCACGAAAUCAAUAUUGGCCUCCCGUAUACCCUACUCUGAAUCUUCCUCCGAACUAAUAAACUCUUCGUCCAAGUUUGACUCUGGUGUCGACCUGGGUCUGGACGACAGUCUACGACGAACGACCAAGCGAAAGGACAGCGUGAGUACAACAGUCAGCAGCAACAAAUCUGUGAAAUUUGUUGAAAAACCCACGGUGCACUACGCUAGUGCGAUAUACGAAUCAUGGGAUGGGACUACAGGUUCCGGUCCGUUUGAAUAUAACAACAUGGGGAUCGAUCUGUCGGAAAUGGAUAUGGACACGAACGAGGACAACGAGGGAGACGGAUAUAUGAGUGAAGAGACUGCAGAGCAGACUGCCUUCAUUCAUUCACAUCCCUACGCAGCUAGCGAUCUUAACCUCGCAGGAGACACGGCUCCCGCUGCUAUCACUGCCGCAGACGAGGUCAAGCUCAAUGUCACCACGCGUUUUGUAGAAGAUUUUCAUAACACCCGUUCAACUACCAAUGCUCGCGCACUGCGCGCGCAGGAACGAGAAGACACUUGUGUCACACCAACCCCAGAUCGAGGCAGGGAACGAACCUCGAGUGGCAGUACUGGUACUGGCACGCUCCGAAGCUUUGUUUCGUUAAAACGAAAAGGUUCUUCGGCUUCAAGCACGACUAGUUCGGCUGUGAAGCGCGCUCCGUCGAUCUCUUCUCAUGAGCUUAGGUCGACCAUUCCUCGUCCAACGAUAUCUGGUCCUUACGCGCUAGGGACCUUGCCGCCGCCUCAUCUUGAAUCCGAGCUCCCGGUGACAAGCUUGGAGAGUGUAGCUGAAGUUAAUGAGAAAAGGCGUGAGAUCGGAUUGAGGAGUGCCGGAUUGAGGAGCGCUCCUUCGCUAGAGAGUUUCAAGAGUGUGAAGAGUGGAAAGAGUAUGAGGAGUUUGAAGAGUUUGCCGGAGAGUGUGAAGAGUAAUAUCAGUCUUCGGGCGAAAGGGAUGCGGGACUGGUUCAAGGGCAGGGUGACCGUCGGCGCGAUGUAAUCUGUUUAUCUCGGGUUAAGCUUGACGAGAUUUCUUGGAAAAAAAGGAUACCCACUAGCGAUCAAUAUGGAUGGAUGGGAUGGAUUUUGAUUCUUUUUGGGAAACCUACACACAUUAAAUUAUCAUUCAAAGUAACAU